This is a messenger RNA of Entrophospora candida, 814 nucleotides long. NCBI's taxonomy places the organism in Eukaryota, Fungi, Glomeromycota, Glomeromycetes, Entrophosporales, Entrophosporaceae. The record is from the annotation of a GenBank genome assembly.
UGAAGAAAAUUCAAUGGAAAAAAAGAAUGUUUCAGAAAUUGACAAAUGGCUGAGGAACAAAAUAUUCAGAAAUAAUGAGUCAAUUCCAAUAUUUGAAAGAAAUCAAGAAACAGUAGCAACGUUAUACAAUUUGGUGAUGAAUAAUAAAUUACAAGAUGAAAUGAUUGAUAUUGUUUAUAGUAAACAACAGAUUCAUACAAAGGAAUAUAACGCAGAAGCUAAAAGAAUUAAUGAAAUUUUAAAUAUUUUAAAUAUUUCAAAAAAUGAUUUUUCAAAAAAUGGAAUAAACUCCUUAAAUGGAUUGGUAAACUUGGCUAAAAUAUUAGAAUUAGCUGAUGCCCAAAAAAGCAGUUAUUUGUCAUCAUUAGCAAAAUUAAAUUUGGACUAUUCGAGAAUAGAAUGUGAAAAUAACAAAUUAACGCGUUCAAUUGAUUCAAUAAAAGGUCAAAUCAAUAAAACUAUUAAAAGGAAUGAAAAAAAUGAAAAUUUAUUGGACAGGCUGAGAAAUGAAUGGAAUUCAAAAGAUCAGUUAUCAUUAAAAGAAUAUGAAAAGAAUAUGGAAUUGCUUGAGUUAAAGAAAUCAGAAUAUCAGAAUAAACAAAUUGAACUCGAGAAGGAGUAUUUAUCUACAGGUGUUGAGGAAGAAAAUUUACGGAUUAAUGAAUUAAAACGAAAAGAACAAGAAUUAAUUAUGUUGGAGCAAGAGAUUAGGAAUAAACCUAAAUUAGCAUUAGAAAAGGCUAAAAUUAAAUUGGAUACGUUGAAAGAAGAACGCCAAGAAUUACUUAACAGGAUCGCAGAACAUUUUCAAUAA